AUGUACCUGACUAAGUUGAGCAGUCGCGCGAAAGCCAUGGUUGUGCUUCUGUUCUUCGGGUUUGGCUUGUGGCUUCUCAUCAUCCCAUUCAGGGCGAAGCCGCAGAAAGACUGCGAGCCGCCUGAUCUCAGCGUCGUCUCUGGCUACUAUGGUCCAGGCUCUCUUCUCGCUUGGCUGGUGGCAAUUCUAUCGUCUGUGCUCUCCCACGAGUUCUCGGUUGGGUCGUCUUGGGCGGAAGCCUUCCACAUCUCUCCGCGUCUCGCAGCCGCCAUCAGAGAAGACGAGCACCCCCUCGAGGGCAUCGAUGGCGCGCAGCUGACAGCCGCGGCAUAUUCGAUGGGUGCAAUCCUCGAUCUUGCCUUCCGCUCAAUUGCUGGAAAGAACGACGCCCAGAACGCAGCUUCAUACACGAUUACCUGGCUGUCGCUGUUCUUCUUCGCCUGUUGCAACGCUACGGAACGGAGACAGAAUCAGCGCCGGUCCCGCGUGUCCCGCUUUUGGUAUAGAUUCUGGAGAAUGAAUUGGCUCUUCGCAGCUGUAGCGCACUCGAUUCAAAGCCUGAUGACCAUGUCGAGGGAUGCUGAUACCACUGGACUCUGGUUCAUUGCAGGAGGGCUGUCUCUGUUGUACGUCAUCAGCCUUCUCAUCACCGUGCAGCCUUGGGAUCUAGCUUGGGUGGAAGAACCCGAGGACCCGACCACCCGAACACGCGAUAUCCAUGGGGCUGAGUUGAUGUGUUCUGUGCUCUUGAUGGCGAUAGACGUGCGGCGAAGGAGCACACCGUGGAACUUCCAGUUGCGAUGUGGUGUUGUUGCGGCGCCAUGGAGUCUCACCAAGGCCAAGUUGACUGAUAUGGACCAGAUGGCGGCGUUUUGUGUGGCCGUUGGAGCGACGGUGCUUCCCUGGGUGGUCACAACGUUGAAGAAAUACCGAUCUGGCCGGUAG
Messenger RNA from Penicillium canariense, 945 nucleotides. RefSeq lists its product as uncharacterized. The transcript has a single exon. The coding region runs from base 1 to 945 and encodes 314 amino acids. The record is from RefSeq and is a predicted model, not a curated record. NCBI's taxonomy places the organism in Eukaryota, Fungi, Ascomycota, Eurotiomycetes, Eurotiales, Aspergillaceae.